Nothobranchius furzeri (turquoise killifish) is the source of this 642-nucleotide messenger RNA. Lineage: Eukaryota; Metazoa; Chordata; Actinopteri; Cyprinodontiformes; Nothobranchiidae. The record is from RefSeq and is a predicted model, not a curated record.
AGGCAGAGCUGGAAGAAGUGGUGAAGAAGGAGCACACCAGGAUCGACAGUCAGGACGAGAGGGAACAGUCCGGGGAAAGCAGAGGAGCAGCAGCCGGGCCUGGUUCUGCUUCAGCAGGUCUAAAAGCCAAGGCAGAGGAGUAACUCGGAGCCUCUGAUAUCCGUCCCUACUCACUGCUCGGUGCACUUGUCUCAUCUGCACUCUACGAGUAUUGACAUACUUUUACAUUGGUGUUAGCUGGAUGUCACCUCUCUCUGCAGUUUUAACCCGGGCAGGCACGUGUAAUCUGGCGUUAGCUUUCCAUGUUCCAGGGAAACGCAGGUGGGAGUUCUGAGGCGGUGUGGGCUGAUUACGGCGUUAUUAAACAGUCAGGUUUCCACCUCCUCACAGAAUCAGCGGAUUUAGAUGUUCCAAUAUGUUUUAAACUGCUUUUUGUUUUUAUUGUAUGGUUUAGCAAGUCAGUGAUAUCCUGAUCAGUUUAUAAAAGUGCUCAAAAAGAGUUUCUCUGCUCUUUUGUGUUCAUUUCUGCUUAUUAACAGGUGUGGUUGCCAAUGUCAUUUAAAACUCAACACGAACUGAGCUGUAAGAAUGUAAACUGUUGGAUAGUAAAACAACUGGUUCAAUAAAUGACAUGCUUUUAAA